Messenger RNA from Andrographis paniculata, 2397 nucleotides. RefSeq lists its product as uncharacterized. The record is from RefSeq and is a predicted model, not a curated record. The coding region runs from base 190 to 2181 and encodes 663 amino acids. Gene Ontology annotation, molecular function: protein binding. The transcript is spliced from 9 exons. Lineage: Eukaryota; Viridiplantae; Streptophyta; Magnoliopsida; Lamiales; Acanthaceae.
UUAUAAUUUAAAGAAAAAGAACAAAGGGUCCUUUUCCUUUCUUCUCCUCCUCCUUCAUCUUCCUUGUUGUCGCUGUUCUUCUUCCCCUUCUUCCCUUUGCCUCCAAUCCAAUCCAACCCUGCGAGACGUAAUCGAGCAGAGUGCAGUUGAGUUCUGCAACAACAGGAAGGAGCAAUUGCGGCGGGGACCAUGAAGCCUAAGAAGAGGAAGGGUCGUCCCCCCAAAAGCCCAAUCCCCAACCCUAAUUAUUCCGACAACGACGACGACGACCGCAAGGAGAAGAAGCUCAAAUUGGUCGUCCGCCUCCCUCAAGUCGAUCACAGUAGCAGGCCUUCCGCCUCCCCUUCCGACUCGGAGGAUAACCAGAUAAAUGCGAAGAAGCGCAAGAUCAAUGCCGUUGAUGCCGGAUCUGACGACUCUGCUUCCCCUCAGGAGAAAAUUGCUUCGAAAGCGACGGGUACACCUCUUCUACAUGGGGAGACUGGUCCCACAACACCUUUGCCAGACAAAAAGUUGCUGGUCUUCAUUCUUGACAGGCUUCAAAAGAAGGACACUCAUGGAGUAUUUUCUCAGCCUGUGGAUCUCAAUGAGCUCCCUGAUUAUUUAGAUUAUGUGGAGAAACCUAUGGAUUUUGGGACUAUAAGGAAGAAUAUUGAUGGCAGAGCUUAUAAAUGCUUGGAAGAAUUGGAGGCUGAUGUGGAUUUACUUUGUUCGAAUGCCAUGACAUACAAUGCUGCAAACACCGUCUUCUAUAGGCAGGCACGAUCCAUUCAAGAACUUGCAAAGAAAGAUUUCGAAAAUCUGAAGAAUGAAGGCAAAAAUGGCGAACCACAGCUCAAAGUUGUCCGGAGAGGCAGACCCCCGAGCAACAAAAACUCAAAGAAACCAGAAAGCUCCCCAGCAAACAGUAUUCGCCCUGAGCUUUCAUCGGAUGUAACUCCUCCCGUUGGAGAAGACAAAGCCACUGGUUCUGGUUCGAACACUUAUAACCUAAGAAAAGCACCGGCAGUAAAUAGGUUUCGAUCAGGCGAUCAUUACUUCUUCCCUUAUCAGUCAAGAAAUGGCGAGAACAACUCUCAAAACUCAGGUGGCUGGAACGACGAAUUUCCAGCUUCCAUUUUAAGGGCUGAUAUGAAAUACGGUAAAAAACAGUUCACGGUGGAUGAAACUAAGCGUGAUACGUACACGCCUGUACACACCACACCUGCCAUUAAUUCAUCCAUUCUUGCUAUCUCUUCCGGAGAUGCGCCUAGAUUAGUGCCCGUCGGUCUUCAAGAUCCCCUUUCUUACGCAAGAAGCCUGGCUAGAUAUGGAGCGGGACUUGGACCCGUAGCUUGGAAAAUUGUAUCGAAGAAACUAGAGCAAAUCUUACCUCCUGGCGUACAAUUCGGUCCUGGAUGGGUGGGCGACGAUCCAGCACCUUCGCAGCCAUUUUCAUUUUCGUCAAACAGCUCUGCUGGCGAUGGCAAUGGUAAUCAAAACAAGCCUGUGACGCCCUCGACUUCUGAUUUAAGCUCAGCUGUUGUUGCACAUGGUCUCGCCAUGGAAGGAAUGACAGAAGCUGCAGGGAAACUCAAAAGCCAGCAUGAUCCAAGUUCUUCGUGGAGAACCACGGCUCCAUUCUCGAUUCAGCAGAAACCUGCAGUGCCUCAGCGAAACGGUUUCACAUCUACUUCUGCCAUGGCAACAGCUCAAGAUUCCGAACCACUCCUCAUAUCAAGAAAGGAUCAGCACAACCCUUGUUCGUCUUCGAGCCAGAGCCAUCAUCAAUAUCAUUCGAACCCUCAGCGCCACGAGCAGAAUUAUUCUUGCGAGUUUGGAAAUUCGAAAGAAAGAGUAGUCGGUGGAUAUAACAACAACAACGAUGACGACAACGACGAUGACGGAAUGAUUCGAAUGCAAGAAAGAGGAAAAUCAGCAGCAGAAUGCAAUGGUGAAGAUUAUUCAGCAGGAGCUAUAGGAGGCUUACAUUGGAAUCUACUAUUGCUGCAACAGCAACAACAACAACAGCAGCAAUGGGGCGGCGGCAAUGGCAGUGGCAGUAGCGCCGGCGGCGGCGCUAACAUUUCUUCUUUGCCGGAGAACAUGAAUAUUAUCGGAAUUCCGGUUGCAGCAGGCGGCGGCGGCGGCGGAGGAGCGUCGCCAUCAUCUCACCAGCCAGAUUUAGCAUUGCAGCUCUAGAAAAAUAUGGAAAUUAAGGUCAGAAAGAUACACUUACUUACUGACUACAUACUGCAUUAUAGCAUGAUUAUUAUUAAUAGUAGCAGUAAAUCAUUUUUAAAAAAAUAAUCUUUUUGUAACCCAAAAAUUUGUAGCAUCAUCCACAGGAAUGAGGUUAUUGUUUUAACUCUCUAGGAUUUAUUAAAAAAGAAAAAAAAGGCAUUCUUGAUUGGGGUA